AUGGAUGAAUUGGAUGACAUUAAUGACCAAACAACGUUAUCCUCAUCAACGUUCGACAUUAGUCAACUUCCAGUAUCUUUCCAAUCUUUCUUGAAAGACAAUGCUAUUGAUCCCAAGAUUUACACUGUAGAUCAACUUCCUCGGUAUAUACGCUGGAAUACUCACUUACCACUGGACCAACUACCUACUCUAGACCAACUCAAGACACAAUUCAAAACCAACCAUGUAUGGAAAGUUCAAGCAAUGAAAGGAUUUUUUGGUAUUCAAUUGGAAGAUAAUUUACCUCGAUUGGUAGACAUUGCAGCAUAUCAACAACAUACAAUUUUUGGUAUUGAUUUAAGUUCGGCAAUAGCGGUGGAAGCUCUUGAAUUACAACCUGAUGAUCAUGUGCUUGAUCUCUGUUGUGCACCAGGGGCGAAACUAUGUAUGAUUGCCAAUGUACUGGGAUUACAAGGAACAGGGACAGUAACGGGUGUGGAUAUUGCAAGUCAUCGAUUGGCAACAUGUCGUUCUUUGGUGAAAAAGUAUCGUGUGGGUUCUCGCGUUCGAUUGUAUGAAGCGGAUGGCACUACUUUUGAUGUUCCUGCACCUUCUCGUUUGGGCUCUAUUCUAUUUGAAGAAGAUGAAAGAAAAAACAAGAAACGGAAAGUGGAUGUUGGUUGGAAAAAACCUUUUUGGGCUCCUAAAACAUUGCGACAUGAUGCUUCCACUACACAUCGACUCUAUGAUAAGGUCUUGGUGGAUGCUGAAUGUACUCAUGAUGGAUCGAUCAGUCAUAUUCUCAAGGUAAAUAUACAUAUAUAUAUAUGA
Molecule: messenger RNA, 810 nt
Organism: Halteromyces radiatus
Lineage: Eukaryota; Fungi; Mucoromycota; Mucoromycetes; Mucorales; Cunninghamellaceae
Product: S-adenosyl-L-methionine-dependent methyltransferase
Exons: 2
Coding region: 1-810 (269 amino acids)
Biological process (GO): RNA methylation
Molecular function (GO): methyltransferase activity
Source: RefSeq, a predicted model, not a curated record